This is a messenger RNA of Funneliformis caledonium, 381 nucleotides long. NCBI's taxonomy places the organism in Eukaryota, Fungi, Glomeromycota, Glomeromycetes, Glomerales, Glomeraceae. The record is from the annotation of a GenBank genome assembly.
AUGGGUAAGGAAGAUUUUAUGCAAACUGGACUGGAAAUGGGACCAGCUAUAAGACUUGCAAAAAAGGUCCAGGCCCUCAAAGACAAUACGAAGCGCUCGUAUAAGAGUUUGAGUGAGGUAUUAGCGAAAUAUGACAUCAAUAGCGAUGUAACCCUCACCCAAUUGAGGAAAUUCUCCGGAGUUUUAACUCUGCAUUCUUCGCGGGAUAAAAAUAUGGGUCCAGUUGUUGACAACAACGAGGUUAUGCGCUGUGAAUAUAUUUCAACAAUCCUUCAGUCACCUCAGAUGACGGUAACUGGUGCUGAAAGUUCCGAUCGUGUAGAUUAUGCAAUCAAAAAAAAUCAUAGAUGGUUUAUUCGAAGAAAUAAUUUGCAUAAUUGA